UGGAGUUGGGAAAAAUGGUCUUUCUUGAGACAGAUAGAUAAAAGUGUGUGAGAAGUUUGGUGACCUGUUUGUUUUUUUUCAUUCUUAUUAAUUUCAAGGGGGAAAAAAUAAAGCUGAAGAGUAUUAUUUCUGACCUUCUUUCUCUGCCUGUAAAUUGUAAGAGAAGUUGUUCUCCUCAAACCUCUCUAUUCCUAGACAAGGACUCCAAGAUUCAAAUAUUGUUGGCUCACGUUAACAUCCUGCGCCCCCUCCUCCUCCGUAGCACCUACGUAUUAUAUACAUUUGAUAGCCGUAUAAGAAGCAGUACAGGCUUCAUUUGCAAUUACAGAACGAGGGACACGUUUUUUGGCCAAAAUGGAUGCUUUGUGUUUCAAGGCAGGGAUCCAUGGUAUGGUGGCUCCGCCGAUCGCUGCUGCCGGAAAUGGGGAUCUUCGACUGAGUGAGAAGGCGUCGGUCUCGUCGGCGCAGCAGAGGACUCUGCCGUGGGGUUUUACUUUCCGGCAUCCGCUCAGAUCUUUGUGGCCCGGAGGCAAAAAUCGGUGCGAACCUGCAAUCGCGGUGGAUGAUGCGGUCCUGGUGGAGGAAAAGGAAGAUGAUUUAGAAAGCGACGAGGAAGGGCGGAACGGAAAUUGGGUUUUUAAGAUUCUGCAUGUGAGGUCUCUCUGGAAAGAGGGAGAAAAAGAUGGUGAAUUGACGGGAGAUAUCGAGAUAAAAUCGGAUGGAGACGAUGAGAAUGCUGGUGAAGAUGAUGAAGAGUGCGAUGCGUGUGCGAUUGACGAUGCUGACGAUGACGAAAAGAUUGAAUUCAAUAGAGAGUCAUUCUCGAAACUACUUCGUAAGGUGCCUCUCGCAGAAGCUAGAUUAUAUGCUCAGAUGUCUUAUUUGGGAAGUUUGGCUUAUUCGAUCCCCCAAAUCAAGCCUCGGAAUCUGCUUAGAUAUCAUGCACUGCGAUUUGUGACUUCAUCCCUGGAGAAGAAAGAACAGUCGUCGAAUGUUGAGAGGGAGAAGUUAUCAGGUGAAGAGGGACAAAAAGAAGCUCAGGAUGCAUCAGAAGCUCAGGAUGCCAAAGGCAAUGGAAGAGAGCAGCCUGAAGGAGGUGAAGCACAAUCUGACCAAAACCGCAUAAGUGCAUCUGCGGCUUAUCAAAUUGCUGCUUCUGCUGCUUCGUAUUUGCAUUCUCAUACCAGAAGCAUUCUUCGCUUCAAAUCCUCCAAAUUGAUGCCAGAUGAGGAUUUGGAUGAAGAAAUCAAUGCAGGCACGGGCAAUGUCGAUAUGAUAAAUCAGGACAUGGCCUCAUUGAUGGCAACCACUGAUUCUGUGACUGCAGUUGUUGCUGCAAAGGAGGAAGUAAAGCAAGCUGUUGCAGAUGAUCUUAACUCAACUUGCUCUUCACCAUGUGAAUGGUUCGUCUGUGAUGAUGAUCAGAGUGCGACGAGAUUCUUUGUCAUACAGGGAUCUGAAUCACUAGCUUCAUGGCAGGCAAAUCUACUGUUUGAGCCCAUUCAGUUUGAGGGGCUGGAUGUUCUUGUGCAUAGAGGUAUAUAUGAGGCUGCAAAAGGGAUUUAUGAGCAGAUGUUGCCUGAAAUUCGUGUGCACCUCAAAUCUCAUGGUGAUCGUGCCACAUUCCGUUUUACGGGCCACUCCCUUGGUGGAAGUUUAUCAUUGCUAAUAAAUCUCAUGUUGCUGAUAAGGGGUGAAGCGCCUCGUUCUUCUUUACUUCCUGUUAUAACUUUCGGUUCGCCAUCAGUUAUGUGUGGAGGGGAUCGCCUGCUCCACAACCUAGGGUUGCCUCGCAAUCACAUCCAGUCGAUCACAAUGCACAGAGACAUUGUUCCCCGAGCUUUCUCUUGCAAUUAUCCUAACCACGUUGCUGAAUUUCUUAAGGCUAUAAAUGGGAACUUCCGCAAACUCUCAUGUCUCAGUAAACAGGUAUAUAUUUACUGUUUUAAAACUGUUAUGCCAACCUUUUACUCUAAUAAAACUUCACCCUUGACAUAUUUACAUAUGCUUCAGCAGAAGCUGUUAUAUGCUCCAAUGGGAGAGUUUUUAAUUCUGCAGCCAGACGACAAAUUUUCUCCAAACCAUGAUCUUCUUCCUUCAGGCAGUGGUCUAUACCUUGUGACCUGUUCAGAAUCAGAUCUUGCUAAGGCAGAGAAGCAGAUCCAAUCUGCACUGGCUGUAUUUUUAAACUCACCACAUCCUCUUGAGAUAUUGAGCGACCGUUCCGCAUAUGGUUCUGGAGGAACCAUCCAAAGGGACCAUGACAUGAACUCUUACUUGAAGUCUAUUAGGACUGUAAUCAGGCAAGAGCUCAACCGCAUAAGAAGAGCCAAGCGAGAGCGCCGCAGGAAAGUUUGGUGGCCGCUCGUGACACCACGUGGAGUCAAUGCUGGUAUUGUUGUUAGCAGGCCGGUCAUGUCAGGCAACAUGAUGGGGCAAGGUCAGUUGAAUUUCUCGGGGAUGGUUCAAACGGGUACAGAGUCUUUGAAACGGUUUAGUAGGUUGAUUGCAUCACAACACAUGCAUUUGCUUGUGGUACUCUUUUUCCCUGCUAGAUUGCUGAUAUUGACAACGUGUAGUUUGAUCAACAUUCAUUGACCAAACAAGUAGACAGUUGGUGAUUCUUAUUCCCAGACAAAUGGCUGGCGAUAACAGUAGUAGAUGAUUCUUUAUUGGUUUGGCUACGGGGGCAAGCAACUUGUGUUCCCUGGUUUAUAGAUGGGGGGCAUUGCAAAGGAUUUGUGUAGACAUUGAUACACAACAUACAUGCUAUCAGAUCCUUCUAUUCUUUUUAAGUAAAAUUUAAUUAAAACCAA
This is a messenger RNA of Sesamum indicum (sesame), 2816 nucleotides long. The record is from RefSeq and is a predicted model, not a curated record. Lineage: Eukaryota; Viridiplantae; Streptophyta; Magnoliopsida; Lamiales; Pedaliaceae.